Molecule: messenger RNA, 3458 nt
Organism: Tachysurus fulvidraco (yellow catfish)
Lineage: Eukaryota; Metazoa; Chordata; Actinopteri; Siluriformes; Bagridae
Gene: pcdh10b
Product: protocadherin 10b
Exons: 3
Coding region: 540-3443 (967 amino acids)
Biological process (GO): homophilic cell-cell adhesion
Cellular component (GO): plasma membrane
Molecular function (GO): calcium ion binding
Source: RefSeq, a predicted model, not a curated record
AGGCGCGCGCUCGAGCUUCAGUAGCGCCGCGAGCUCUCAGUCAACGCAGAACAGAGCAGCGGCAAAAACAACCGGACUAACACUAUCAUCAUCUUCAUCAUCUUCAUCAUCAGAUAUAAAUGCCUGGAUUUCGUUCUUUCACUCUGUGGAUUAUGAAUUUUUUUUAUUCUUCUCUGAACACAAAUCUUUUUUUGAACUGUUUGGCAUCAUAGGAAUGUGCGCUCGUGCAAGAGCAAAACAUCUACGUCGAGUGUGAAGCCAAAGCUUAGAAUUCUGUUUAGUAUUUAUUUUAUUUAUUUUCCUCUUGGUGUUUGUGAUGUGAAACGUUUUGCACCGGUACAACGGACAACAUGGUUUUCAGGCUCUGAAGGAAAAGAAAAAACAGGGACAUCACUCCGGUUUGUUCCGUGAUGACUGCUGCUGUGUUGCGCGCGGCUCUGCGGGGGUAAUUUUUAUUCCCCCCUCCCCCCGCCCCCCUUACAAGUUCUGCAUAUUUUCCCCUACAUUUAUAUUUAUAUUUUUGUAUUUUAUUCCUGCGGAUGAAUUACGCAGACAUGGAGAUGCUGUUGCUUUGGCUCGUGCUGUGUCUGGCGCACAGGGUCGCCUCGCAGAUUCGUUACUCGGUACCGGAGGAGACGGAACGUGGCACGUUCGUGGGCAACAUUGCCGAGGACCUGGGAUUGGACCUGACUAAACUGGCUUCACGCCGUUUCCAGACGGCACCGGGCUCACGCGGGAGCCCGUACCUGGACGUGAACGUGGAGACCGGCGCGCUGUUGGUGCGAGAGCGCAUCGACCGGGAGCGCGUGUGUAAGCAGAGCGCGUCCUGCGUGCUGCACCUGGAGGUCUUCUUGGAGGAUCCGCUUGAGCUCUUUCGAGUAGAAGUCGAGGUGACGGACGUAAACGACAACGCACCAAGCUUCCCGGAGAGCGACGUCACGGUGGAGAUCAGUGAGAGCGCCACGCCCGGGACGCGUUUUCCUCUGGAAGCAGCCUUCGACCCGGACGUGGGCAGCAACGGGCUCAGGACGUACGAGAUCACAGCAAACGGUCACUUCGCGCUGGACGUGCAGACGCAAACGGACGGAAACAAGUUCGCAGAGCUUGUGCUUGAAAAGCCUCUGGACAGAGAACAGCAGGCGGUGCACCGCUACGUGCUCACGGCAGUGGACGGCGGGCAACCGGCGCGUACGGGCACAGCGCUUUUGGUGGUGCGCGUGCUCGACUCGAAUGACAACGUGCCAACAUUUGACCGUGCCGUGUACUCAGCCAGCCUGUCCGAGAACGCGCCUGCUGGCACGCUGGUGAUCCAGCUGAACGCCACCGACUCGGACGAGGGAUCAAACGGCGAGGUAGUUUACUCAUUUGGUAGUCACGUGUCGAGCCGCGCGCGCGAGCUGUUUGACGUGGACGCGCGCACGGGCCGCAUUGAAGUGCGUGGCGAGGUCGACUUUGAGGAAAGUAGCCUUUAUCAGCUCUAUGUACAGGCCAAGGACAUGGGGCCGAACGCCGUGCCCGCCCACUGCAAGGUGCUCGUGAAAGUUACAGAUGUAAACGAUAAUGCACCUGAGAUCGCCUUUAGCACCGUGACGGAGUCUGUAAGCGAGAACGCAGCACCAGGCACCGUGAUCGCGCUGCUCAGCGUCACAGACAAGGACUCUGGAGAUAACGGGAGAACACGUGUGGAAAUCCUGGGCGACGUGCCGUUCAGACUCAAAUCAGAGUUUGGGAACUACUAUACCGUGGUCACGGACGGCCCUCUGGACCGUGAGGUGGCCGAGGCAUACACAGUGACGGUGACGGCGCGUGAUGGCGGUGCGCCGCCUCUCAUCUCGAGCAAGUCCGUGGAGGUGCGCGUCUCGGACGAAAACGACAACGCUCCCACGUUCUCGCAGCCCGUUUACGACGUGCACGUCACAGAGAACAACGUGCCCGGGGCUUACAUUUUCGCCGUGAGCGCACGAGAUCCAGACGCUGGAGAUAAUUCUAGAGUGACUUAUUCCGUUUUGGAUCGUGACAUCAAGGGCAUGUCCGUGCUCACCUACGUGUCUGUGAACACAGAAAACGGCUACCUGUACGCACUGCGCUCAUUCGACUAUGAACAGCUGAAGGAGUUCAGCUUUACGGUAGAGGCGCGAGAUGCUGGAAGCCCUGAGCUGCACUCAAACGCCACUGUGCAUGUGGUCGUGGUGGAUCAAAAUGACAACGCACCGACUGUGAUAGCGCCUCUGGGCAAAAACGGGACAGCAAGAGAGCCUUUGCCGCGCUCAGCCGAGCCGGGCUACCUGGUCACACGUAUAGUGGCCACAGACGCAGAUGAUGGUGAGAACGCACGUCUUUCAUACAGCAUUCAGCGCGGGAACGAGGACGGUUUAUUCCGCAUGGAUUGGCGCACGGGGGAGUUGCGCACGGCUCGGAGGGUGUCUGCAGCCAAACGGGACGCGCAGCAGCACCAACAGAGAAGCCUGUAUGAGCUGCUCGUGGAGGUGCGAGAUCACGGCCAGCCUCCUCUCUCGUGCAGCGCAGUAGUGCAAGUCGCUCUGGUGGACGGACUUCCUGCGGCGGCCUCAGCGGAGGGACGCGGAGGGGGAGGAGAACGUGAGCGUGGUGGCGCGGCCCGAACCAAAGACGCGAGCCUUGACCUCACCCUCAUCCUGAUCGUCGCUCUUGGCUCGGUGUCGUUCGUCUUUCUGCUCGCCAUGAUCGCCCUCGCUGUGCGCUGCCGCAAAGACAAGAAGCUGAACGUGUACGCAGGCUGCAACGCGUCGUGCUGCUUUUGCUGUGGGCGCCAGGCUCGAUCAUCCCGCGGUGUCAGCAGCGGCAACGGCGUUACCAAAAAGAAGCAAAAGAAGCAGAAGAAACUCAGCAAGUCGGACAUCAUGCUGGUGCAGAGCGCAAACUCUGCAGACGUGAGCGCGCAUACUGGAGUCGGCUGUGGAGUCGGGAGCGCGCAGGUGCCCGUUGAAGAGUCCGGGAGCUUCGGUUCGCUAAGACGCGGACAGAAUUAUUGCUAUCAAGUCUGUCUCACUCCUGAGUCCGCCAACACUGACCUGCUCUUCCUGAAGGCAUGUGGAUCGGGAGCGAGCCGUGCGACCACGGAUACCGAGCACAGCCCACGAGGAGGGAUACACACAGCAUACACAGAGCAACAACAACCGGAUAUCAUAUCCAACGGGAGCCUUCUGUCCAGCGAGACGAAGCACCAGCGUGCCGAGCUCAGUUACCUGGUGGACAGGCCGAGGCGUGUAAACAGCUCGGCGUUCCAGGAAGCUGACAUCGUGAGCUCUAAAGACAGUGGACACGGAGACAGCGAGCAGGGAGACAGUGACCAUGACGCCACGCAUCGCGGGCACUCCUCCGGUCAGUCCUGCAGUCAGAAGUUUUUACGUCUGGUUUAUCGUGCGGUUCUGUGCUGUGUUCCUGAUGCUGGUGUUAACAUGUGACAAGCUGCUAUAGGA